Fraxinus pennsylvanica is the source of this 1011-nucleotide messenger RNA. The record is from the annotation of a GenBank genome assembly. Lineage: Eukaryota; Viridiplantae; Streptophyta; Magnoliopsida; Lamiales; Oleaceae.
AUGGAAGGAUCAAGAGAAAUGAAAGAGGAAACUAUGCCACCGGGGUUUCGAUUUCACCCUACAGAUGAAGAACUCAUCACAUAUUAUCUGGUAAAUAAGAUCUCAGAUGCAAAUUUUACAGGAAAAGCCGUUGCAGAUGUUGAUCUCAACAAGUGCGAGCCGUGGGAUCUUCCAGGGAAGGCAAAGAUGGGAGAAAAAGAAUGGUAUUUUUUCAACCUCCGUGAUCGAAAAUAUCCAACCGGAGUAAGAACUAAUCGUGCCACAAAUACUGGAUACUGGAAGACCACUGGGAAAGACAAGGAGAUCUUUAACAGCAACACCUCCGAGUUAGUUGGGAUGAAGAAAACUUUAGUUUUCUACAGAGGAAGAGCUCCUAGAGGAGAGAAAUCGAACUGGGUCAUGCAUGAAUACCGUAUUCAUUCCAAAUCGGCGUAUAGAACAAGCAAGCAAGAUGAAUGGGUAGUAUGCCGUGUGUUCCAGAAAAGUGCUGCAGGAAAAAAGUACCCUUCAAACCAUUCAAGAGCUGUGAAUCCCUACACUUAUAAUAAUCUCGAUUUAAGCCAAAUUUCCAUGUCCACACAAAUGAUCCAGCCUGAUAAUUUCCAGUUUCCUGUGGGACGAAACUAUAUGAUGCCAGCCGAACUGCAAGAAUAUAAUAAAGUUUUCAGAUCAGGUGGCUCAACUAGCAUGAACGUACAAAUCCCACAACAUGUUAACUACACCGUGGGCAGUGGAGGAGGAGGAGGAGGAGAAGCAGGCAUUUUCACCAUUUCUGGAUUGCAUCUGAACCUCGGUGGUGGUGGAGCCCUGACCCAGCCAACCUUCAUGAGACCACCGCCACCUCAGCCACCUCCUCCGGUGCCGGCGAUGAACCCACAAGAUUUGAACUCAUCAAUGCUGACUGAUGCUGCAGGCUAUGGAGGGGACAUGAAUAAUGCAAAUGCAAUGAAUAACAGGUUUAUGGACAUGGAAAAUUGUGCUGAUUUAGAUCACUACUGGCCUACAUAUUAA